Messenger RNA from Zonotrichia albicollis (white-throated sparrow), 2195 nucleotides. It is a transcript of the gene NTF3, whose product is annotated as neurotrophin 3. The record is from RefSeq and is a predicted model, not a curated record. Gene Ontology annotation, biological process: neuron projection morphogenesis; nerve development; cell surface receptor protein tyrosine kinase signaling pathway. Gene Ontology annotation, cellular component: dendrite; axon; synaptic vesicle. Gene Ontology annotation, molecular function: nerve growth factor receptor binding; growth factor activity. NCBI's taxonomy places the organism in Eukaryota, Metazoa, Chordata, Aves, Passeriformes, Passerellidae.
ACGGUUGUUAUAAAUGGUAGGUCGGGAAAGCAAAGUGUGGCAAUAAAGGGGUUAAUCCACAAAGCACAGAGCCAUCUGGCUGAGCUGGUUUGUUAUAAUCGAGCAGAUUAUGUUCACAGGACUCAGAGUUUAAGGCUCCUCUCCCAUAGAGCAACUCUCCACAACCCAAGCAGACCAACUUUGGGACUUUGAAUGAACAUAUUUACAUCCACCUUUCUCUUCAUGUCGACUUUUCUGGAAACAUUCACACGGAUGCCAUGGUUACUCCUACCACGAUCUUACAGGUGAACAAGGUGAUGUCCAUCUUGUUUUAUGUGAUAUUUCUCACUUACCUUCGUGGCAUCCAGUCUUCCAACAUGGAUCAAAGGAGUUUGCCAGAAGAUUCGAUAAAUUCUCUUAUUAUUAAACUCAUUCAGGCAGACAUUUUAAAAAACAAGUUUUCUAAGCAGAUGGUAGACAUUAAGGAAAACUAUCAAAACACAGUGCAGAAAACAGACGCUCAGCAAGACAUAGACAGAGAGGAAAAUGUGAAAUCAGACUUCCAGCCAGUUUUCUCAGUGGAUACAGAUCUCUUGAGGCAGCAGAGACGCUACAAUUCUCCCCGAGUCCUUCUGAGUGACAACACGCCGCUGGAGCCGCCGCCCCUGUACCUCAUGGAGGAUUACAUCGGGAAUUCCGUGGUGGUGAACAGAACCUCCCGGCGGAAGAGGUAUGCAGAGCACAGGGGCCACCGGGGGGAAUACUCCGUUUGUGACAGUGAAAGUUUGUGGGUCACGGACAAAUCCUCCGCCAUUGACAUCAGGGGACACCAGGUGACUGUUCUGGGAGAAAUUAAAACGGGCAACUCUCCAGUUAAGCAAUACUUUUAUGAAACGAGGUGUAAAGAGGCCAAGCCUGUAAAAAAUGGCUGCCGCGGCAUUGAUGACAAGCACUGGAACUCCCAAUGCAAGACAUCCCAAACUUAUGUCAGAGCACUGACUUCAGAAAACAACAAACUGGUGGGCUGGAGGUGGAUACGGAUAGACACCUCCUGUGUGUGUGCCUUGUCCAGGAAAACAGGAAGAACAUAGAUCUGCAUCUCUUUGCUAUAUAAAUUAUUACUUUAAAUUAUAUGAUACGCAUGUAGCAUAUAAAUGUUUAUAUUGUUUUAUAUAUAUUAUAAGUUGACCUUAUUUAUUAAACUUCAGCAAAUCUACAGUAUAUAAGCUUUCUCUCUCAAUAAACAAGAGCAAAGGGUGUGUGCCUCUACCGUGGCCAACUCUGGGGUUUUUUAGACUAUGUUUGUGACACUGCUUGUUGGCAGCAUACCUUAACCUUCCUGUAAAAUCUGUAAAAUCAGUAUUUUUCAUUCAGUAUUGUCAAACCGGUGACUGUCAUUUAGUAAACUUGUUAAAAAUCAGAUCAAUGCCAAGACUUGUGUACAUAUUUAUAUUCCCUACUCUAUCCAUUCACAUUUAAUUGGAUCUGCAGUGUUGCCUCCUCACCACCAAAAAAAAAAAAUGGACCAAAAUACAUGUUGCAGCCUGCAGAUGAUGUCAAAUUUUCAGGCAUCAGGUAGCACUAAAAUAUAGUUUCUGUGUACGCCACUUUUGCCAGUGAAAUGACCAUUUUCCCUCUGAUAGCAACUCAGAAUGGCUGCUAAUAAUCCAGGAACAUCCAUUUGCAUUUAGGAAGCACAUUUGUUUUGCAACUGUUUCUAAUGCUGCCAGUGCAUCAUUGAAAAAAUAUGAAAAAAAUCUGAAAUAUUUGUAGCCAAAACUUGCUGAAGUCAAGAACUGAUCUAAAUGGAUCAUUAAUAUAAUACAUAAAAGAUGGUUUGUUGUGAUCAGCCUCCUCCUCCUCACAUGAAUCAAAUAUCUUCUGCUUGCAUUGCUGGAUCAUUCCUCUCUGAGUUUUUAAAUUAGAAACAAAGCUGGGAGUGUCUUAACCUUAAAAGAGUUCUCGGCUUGCACAUCGUAGUAAAGAAAGAUGCGAUAUCCUGGCCACAAGCCCGUACGAAAGCUUCCUUCUCCUCAGUGAUCCAUUCUCCAUCUUUCACAGGGGGAAAAUAUGUGUUGAACUGCUUGAGAAACCUGGUACCUUUCACAGGAAUGUGAAAUGGUUGGUGGCUAAAAUCCAUGAAGUCUAUAGUUAUACUGAAGUUGCCCAAUUAAACAUAUGAGUUGUUGCUUAGGAAAGACAAAUGUGCUAGCAUG